Messenger RNA from Aphidius gifuensis, 1322 nucleotides. RefSeq lists its product as uncharacterized. The record is from RefSeq and is a predicted model, not a curated record. The transcript has 4 exons. Bases 146 to 1204 code for a protein of 352 amino acids. NCBI's taxonomy places the organism in Eukaryota, Metazoa, Arthropoda, Insecta, Hymenoptera, Braconidae.
GCCAAGUGCACAACCUGUUAUUUAUUCAAUGUAUAUCCGUCUGUUGACUUGGUUGAUUCACAUGCUGAUUGAAGGUUUUGCCAAUAUUAAAUAGACAACUGAUUAUUGAAUAUGUAUUGACUUGAAGAAAAAACAACAAAGAAAAAUGAAAAUAAAAAUAUUUUUAAUAUGCACUGUGAUGAUAUUCACACCAUCAUCAAUGUCAGUUGAUGGAAAAAAAGUAGUAAUUGUUAUUCCAAAACAAAUGAGAAGAGCAUAUACUCCAUCAAUGCCAAAACAACAAUUUAAUUAUAUUGAUUUUUUAAAAACAAAAAAUUUAUUUAACAAUGAAUUUAUAACGUCAAUGAAAAAUGAUGCUUACCAAUUGCAUGAUGGUGCUAAUCGAUAUCAAGAUCAUACGUCAAUGACCUCUGGUUUAUUUAAUAGUGAUGAUUAUUUUGAUCAAGGUCAUGAACAAGUUAAUCAUGUGAUUCCACAUGGUAAUGGAAUAAAACAUGCAAUAUCAUUUGGCAAAGGAUAUGUACCACAUGAAAUGUUAUAUCAUCAAUCUGGAUUUUCAUCAAAUGAACCACUUGGAAUUCACCAAUUUAAUUUAGAAUCAUAUUUAAAAAAUCCAUUAAAAAAAAAACAACAAGAUAAUUAUAAAUUUCAAGUGCCUCAAACAGAUUUAAUAUUAUCAAAAUUUCAUCCAGAUAAAAAUUCAUAUAAUAAUAUUAAUAAACAAUUAUUUAAUGGUUUUAAAAAAUAUACAUAUAAAACAGAUAAUGAUGGAAAACUAGCAUCAACAAAUUUACCAGCUGAUAGAUUUAAUAAAAAUAAAGAAAUUUCAACAGAUACAGAAUUUUUAAAUGAUUAUAAUAAAAAAUUAAUUGAUUUAACUAAAAAUUGGCCAACAGCAUUAAAUUUACAAGGGCCAACUUUAUCAUCAUCAUCAUCAGAAUUUAAAUAUGGUAAAAUUCCAAAUAUUGAUAAUUUUAAACAAUCAGAUUUGUUGAGUGAAUCAGGUUGGCUUCCUGGAAGUUGGAUUCAAAAUAAUAAAGGAUAUGCAGUGACUGAGGAUGUUGAAGAUAUUCCACUUCGUGAUUAUCCAAAUUUACAUAUUCAAAAUAGUUUUAUUCCAACUCGACAAGCACCACAAAAUAUACAUCUUCUUCUUGAACAACAUCAAAAAUUAUUACAAGAAAUUCCGAAUAGUUAUUCUUAGGGAAUAUUAUUGUUCAUCGAAAUUUUAAUGAUUAAAUUUAUAUUUUAUAUUUGUUCUAGUUAUAAAUCCAUUAUUGGAUAAAUUUAUUUAUUUUAUAGUAAAAUAUAAGCCAAUUUAA